UUGUCCCGGGAUCUGGGCUGCGUCAUGGAGCCGGUGACCGAGUGGAUCCGGCACCGCUUCCCUUCGGUACGGAACCUGGGCUCGGACGCUGUGGAGAAGCUGCUUCGGGAGGAGCGGGAGCGGCUGCUAGUGUUGGACGUCCGCAGUCCGGCCGAGUAUGAAGUCAGUCACUUGGAGGGAGCCGUUCGCAUCGACCCAGAGACCACCGACAUGGAGAAGGUGGUGAAGGAGCUGGGUCUGGCAGGCGAUCUGAAGGACAAAGAGGUAGUGUGCUAUUGCACGGCGGGUUACCACGGCUCGGAGAUGGCUCAGAAAGUGCAGCAGGCUCUGGCGUCAGGUCCUGAGCAGCCGGGGCACCAUUGCCCAGUGGUCUACAACCUGGAGGGAGGCCUGGCGAAGUGGGCCAAUGAGAGGAAACCCAUAGUGGAUGGCAAGGAGCAGCCCACCCACCUGGUCCACCCCUACAACAAGGUCUGGGCUGAGCUGGUGGAGCCCGAGUUCAGGGCUCCAAUCUGA
This is a messenger RNA of Mobula hypostoma (lesser devil ray), 516 nucleotides long. RefSeq names its product tRNA uridine(34) hydroxylase-like. NCBI's taxonomy places the organism in Eukaryota, Metazoa, Chordata, Chondrichthyes, Myliobatiformes, Myliobatidae. The transcript has 3 exons. The record is from RefSeq and is a predicted model, not a curated record. Bases 25 to 516 code for a protein of 163 amino acids.